AUGAGCUUGAUUUUAAAGCAUCAUCUAAUAUUACCAAAUUUCAAACUUAAUGAGACAAUACCUUUCAAAAAUUAAAAAUCCAACUCAAUAACAACUUUGAGAUCAGUAUAAAAAACUUAGGCAACUUAAAAAAAGAGUCUUGAUAAACAUUAACCAACUGUAGAAAUAUAAGCAAAUAAAACUGAUUUUACUUUUCCAGUUAUUAACAAAACAUCUCAAAAAGAAAAAACUUAUAAACCUAACUUAACUAUUAGAACAGCCUACACUGAUGAUAAAACAAUAAAAGAUUACUUGGAUCAUUUGAACACUUUAAGAUCUUAGAAAAAUACUUAAAAACAAAAUAAAUUUAAGAAAGUCAGAACUGAAACUGAAAUCGUAUAAUAUGGUGAUAUUAAGUUUAAAAAAGUAAAAGAAAACUCCAUAAAAAAAUCUGUUGCCUUAGUAUCAAACAUCAAGAAUCCUUAAUCUCAUACUUAUAUCAAAUUUAGUGAGCAAAUUUAUGCACUUAUUUUUAGUUUGGAAAAUUUGAAGGUAAUAUUUUGAUAUUUAUUAAAGAAAUAUAUUAACAAUGAAAGAAAAUUAUUUUAAGUAAUUAAGUAACUUAUUGGAUUAAAAAAAAAUCUAAAAAAAGUUAUACUAAAGCCAAAUGGGGAAGAAUUGGUAGAAAUCUAAGAUAUUAGCAAAUUAUGUUGCGUAAGAGAGAUUUAAUAUAUAAAUGGAGAAUAAAAAAUUGUGGACAAAUUUGAUUUAUCACUUUAUGAUGAUAUGGUUUAUUUGACAGACACAAUAGACAAUCUUUUAUUGUCAAAUGAAAUUCAUUCAAUUAAUAGAAUUAGCGACAAUGUAAUUAUUGAUUGAAUUUAAUAUAGAUCUAAAAGGAAUCAGAACAGAUUCUUAAAAUUUAGCAUUCUAUGAAUAUGCCUAAUGAAGAAUAAAAAUUAUCAGCUCAAACAUUGUCGAUGCAAAGGUUUAAAAUUCACGAUGAAAUUGAAACUAUUGAGUAAAAAUUAGGGCCUUUAUAGUUGAUAUCAAGGAAAAUAAGAUAAACUUCAAUGGUGUUGAGUAGAGUUAUAGGCAGUUUAAAUGAAUGA
Paramecium sonneborni is the source of this 1091-nucleotide messenger RNA. Lineage: Eukaryota; Ciliophora; Oligohymenophorea; Peniculida; Parameciidae. The record is from the annotation of a GenBank genome assembly.